GUAGAGAAAAUAACGACGAGCCACAGCCGAUGUUCAGUGGGAGAAAUGGUGCUGACAGAAAGAGAAAACAGGGACCCAGUGGUGACCGGGAUCAGGGAGAUGAAUCCAAGCCUAGCAAUGAGAAACGGAUCAAAGUUGUUGAUGAAGAAGACCGUCCUUAUCAGUUUAGAAAACAGAUGGACAAUACCCACGACGCAAGAAUAAUUGACGUGUGGACGCGUGCAAGACACGCUGUUGGACGCAUCAGAGGGCCACUUUACACCGGAACAGGGAUAAGAGUUGGUACCAAGUACAUUCUCACCGCCUACCAUGUCGCUGCAGACAUAACAAAACAAAACAAAUCUGACGAUGUCGACUGGUCAAAGCUUGAUUCCAAACAAGUUUGGAUCGAGUUCCAUUUCCCCAAAAACAGCGCCAUUGACAAAUUCUACUUUGAACCGGAGCUGAUAGCAGGUGACCGGCACCUUGAUUUUGCAUUUUUAGAAUUGAAACCGGUAGCUUUUGAAAUCCCAAAACCAAUAACAAAGUUUGGGAAACCAGACAACAGUCAAUUAUUUGCAUUGCUUGGUCACCCGGCUAAACCGAAAAGUGAAAUAAUGCAAUUUGAUUCCAAUAUUAAACUUUUUGAUCUGAAAAAUAGCGAGCGGCGUGAAUAUAUGAUAAAAGAUGACAAAGAAAAAUCUGGAUAUGAGGGAAUCCGGGACGAAGGGAAAGUUCUGUUCGAUUGUUGGGUCCAGCGCGGAGCGUCUGGGUCACCCGGAAUCGUUAUGGGAAACGAUGACGAAGAACCAAUCUGCACUUUGAUGUUGGUGAGAGGAUUCCCGAAACAGGCAUUCCCAGAAAAUGGCGAUUUUCCACACGAGAAAAUGAUUGAGCAGGGUGUAACAAUGGAGGCAAUUGCUAAGAAAAUAUGUAGUAUGGGAAAGAGCGCCAAAAUACUGAAAAUAGACAUAUUUGGUGAUCAUUUUCCAUAACACUGAAAAAAGAAUGUGGACUUUCUAGUGCCUUUCUCAUUGUGAAUCAUGUGACCACAAUUUGUGACACCCAAAUCAGUAAGUUUUCGAUAACUAUGAUUUUUGUAUUUUUCUUUGAAUCAAUACGCUGUCGUAAUUUCACUAACAAUUGAAACUGCAAAAUGCUUUGUACAGUAAAAAGUUACAUAGGAAACAUAAUCUUUUAGAAAUCAUAUCAUAUAUUUUUUGAUAAAUUCUUUUUAAAUCCCUUUUACAAUGAAAAAGAGGUUGAAAUAUUCUUUUAUGGGUCCAUAUUUACUUUUGAAAAUUAGGACACAGCACAGUUUGGACAUUUGGUAAGAUCGGGAUACAAAACUGCAGCAGUAGGUGCGAGUUAGAUAUUCUUUGGGCAGCUAAAUACGUUGUAUCCAUGUUAUUGUGUUGGAUUUGUAAAUAAAGUACAUUUAUAUAUUUUA
Mizuhopecten yessoensis (Yesso scallop) is the source of this 1429-nucleotide messenger RNA. RefSeq names its product protein FAM111A-like. The record is from RefSeq and is a predicted model, not a curated record. The annotation marks the transcript as partial. NCBI's taxonomy places the organism in Eukaryota, Metazoa, Mollusca, Bivalvia, Pectinida, Pectinidae. The transcript has 4 exons.